GGGGGUGGAGGGAGGGGAGGUUUUUUGACGGAUGGAGGUUAGCGGUGUUUUGUUGUGUUGUGUUUUUGUCCGGCCGUGCUUUACUUGUGGGCGGCAACAGGCAACCAAAACAAGGCAAAUAUGUCCCAGAAUGGAAAUUCUCAGAUAUUUGGCGAUGAGGAAACUGAGGUGAUGUCGCAAAAUUUUGAUGUUGUAUACACUGGCCAGAGCUGUUCUGAGCUCGAUGAUAGCAACCUUUUCUCUAAAGAUAAAGUUGAAGCAGAAGAGCGUGAGGGAACACAGGCUACCUCUCAAAUUGAAGAUAUAAUAUUAUUAAGAGGGCAGCCCAGUUCUGUAACAGGUGGCAUUAAGGUCUCCUCUCAGGAUGAGGAGAAUGAGAAUACAGAACCAAUGUCUCAAGGUAGCCAAGUGGUUUACACUGGUCAGACAUGUUCUCCACAUGAUGAUGGAAAUUCUCCUGAGGUGAAGAAAUUUGUUGCAAGAUUAGUGGAAGAAGAACCUACUGUAGAAGAGUCAUUUGACCCUGAUGCAACUUAUGUGGAUGAAAGCCUUCUUCUUCCCAAACACAUUCAAAAGACUGGUCAGCUUGCAUCUAAUACUGGAGAGAACUCUAAAGAAGAUAAACUUGUAGAUUUAGAGCAAACAGAUACUGGUAGCAGCUUGUCACAGGAGUUCACGCCGCCUCAACUUCAGCCAGAAACAAACCUUAGCAGCAAUAGUUGCCUAGAUACUACUCAAGUAUUAACACAAGAAAUGAAUCAAUCUCCAACCACCAUUUCAGAUGCAGUUGGAGGUCAAAGGGUAUUCCCAUCCCAAAGCAGUUCAGAACUAUUAGAAACCAAAGCGUCUGAUCUAUGCCAGGGAUUAAGUCAAGAGGAUCGAUCAAGUCUUGCUACUUACAGCUCAAGCAGUUCCAGCCAAAUAGUUUCAAGUAGCUCAAGUAGUAAACGACCAACUGAUUCAGAUGACACUGAUGAAAUGGUUGGCUCUCAAGAUAUGUUUGCUAGUCAAGGCAGUUCCCAAAAAAGUGUUUUGACCACAUCACAAUUCAUGCCAACCCUCCAACUGUCUGGAGAAAUUCAGUCUUCCCAAGGAUAUGAGGGGUUUGUGCCAGAUCGUCUACCCUUUACCUCUCCUACUUGCCAAACAACAUCAACACCUUUGAGUAAAGUUACCAAAUCACAUUCAAACAAUCUGAGUGGGGAUGUUAUUGCUCUCUCUGAUGAAGAAGAUGUCCAGAAAGUCAAUGAAAAGAGGAAACACUCAGAUUCAAGUGAUGACAGUAGAUCGGUUGAUAAUAAGUUUAAAAGACCAUGUGUUGACAACAGGCAGAGUGUUGUAUUUCUUCAAGAAUUUAACUCACCACAGAGACAACCGUCAUCAGGAUCACCGGAUCUUUCUCAUGGUUCACAAUGCUUUAAUUUGUACCUAUCUCAAGUAGAAACAGAUGAAACAGGAAGUCAGAAUACUAUUAGUCCAAGUCCACCUUCAAACUCUGUAAAAUCACAGACAGAGUCUCAGGUCACUGUCUCCCCAAAUAUGAAUUACUCCAAAACAUCAAGUCACAAUACUAGCGUUGUGCAAAUAGAUGAUAUGGAUGAUGAAAUUCAGUUGGUAUCGCCAGUGACAAAGUCAAACUCGCUUGGGGAAAUUCAAAUCAUGGAUUUCAGUGAGACUAAGCAGGGUAUGAGUACCUCUGGAGAUAUUCAAGUUUUAACACCUGUUCAGAAGAAAAGUCUACCUGAUUUAAAACUGUCUCUUGUGGAAGAUUCAGAAAGUUCAAAAUUUAUUAAAAAUGGAAACACUAAUAGUCUAUCCUCUAAUUCGAAUCUUGUUAAUGUAGCUUCCCCCAUAGAAUCACCAAGUAAGGGUUUGGAACUUAAGGAACAUAAGCCCUCAAAUGAGGACAACGAACAAAACAUCCAGGAGUUUAGCAACAAAAUGAUCAUGACUUUCACUUGUACCUACAGUGUAUCAUGCCACACUACCAUUGACAUGAACAAGAAAAAAACUGUGUCAAACUCAAUUUCCUCUUUUGAGGUAUUAGAAAGUAAAACAAUUGAAAAGAGGGACUCAUCUCCUAGUGCUGUUGAGGAGUCAUCCCCUGGAAGAGGUGGUUCCCCUGGAAGUGUUGCCAGUGGGCCAGGUCCUUUUCGCUUGCAGCCUUCUCAUGCAACUCGUUUCUCAAUGAUGUCAACAACGUCAAGUAGUUCUGCAGGCAGUUAUCAGUACCAUCAAGCAUCUGCUCGUCGAGGACGUGCAGCAGUUCCCCAGUGGAGAGGUGGUGAAUCUUCUACAAAAGGACCUGUCCCGUGGCAAGAACUACUUCAGCAGUACCAAGACGAGCUUGCCCGUUCAGGUGCACCUCUUCUUGAAAAGUGGGGAUCUUCUCCUAUUGUCAACUCAAGUUCAGAUGAAGGCAAGACAGUCCAUGAAGAAAAAGGACUUGAGACUGUUCCUGAGGAUGAUGGGGAGGAGGUACUAGGUGUUCCUGCUAGUAAUUCCAUAAAAAUACUUCAGAACCCCAAGCGAGCCCUUAGAAAUGUUUCAAGCUCUACCACAGUUCAAAGGGAUCCUGAGAAUGAAAGUUUAGUGAAAACUGAAUGUGAAACACCCACUUCAAAGCGGAAAAGAGGCAGACCUCCAAAGGCUGCCACACCAUCUCGCACUCCUAGUGGCUCCACUAAAAAAAGGACUGCUACUCCUAAUAAAAAAAAAGGAAGUGAAGAAACUUCCAGCAUCCCCGAAGAAUCAUCUAUGAGUUCUGGGUCCUAUCAUUUUGCUACUGGCACUCCAGUUUUUGCUCUAUGGAAUGCUAAAGACAAAGCAGGAAGAAGAUGUUAUUAUCCAGGGCACAUUGAAAGUGCAACCCGAGCAAACCAGUGGACUAUUGCAUUCCUAGAUGGACUCAAAAAUGUUUCGAGCAAGAAUGACAUUUUGAUCAUUAAUACUUUUGAAAUAGGACAGUCUCUUCUUGUGAAAAACAAAUCUGGUGAAUAUUGUGAAGGCAAAGUAUCAGAGGUGACGCCACUUAAAGGAGGGGAAGACCUCUUCACCAUUGAGCUUUUGAGUUCGUCAGAUAGUCUAGGCAAUAUGACUGUCCCCAUUUCAGAAUUAGCCUUGACUGAAGAUCAGGCUAAAUUGUGGAUGCAUGAAAGACCAGCCUCAUCACAAUCCUCUUCAUCACCUACAAAACGAUUGUCUGCUUCAAAAAUGAGCAGCAGUGAGCAAGAAAUUCUGAAGAACUUGGAUUUAUUACACGAUCUGCCGGGCAGGCGAGUUCGCACUCCAAAAGGGAGUCAGGCCACAGUAAGCAGCCCUGCGAGAGCUGGGCCUUCCAACACAUCACGCAGAUUGAUUGCUGAUAGUGGUGGCUCUUCUACUGCGGAUGAAGAGCCUUUAGCCACCCUUCUUGCCAAGGAGAAAGUUGGACCUUAUUCUCAAGUGGUGGGUGUGGAACUUGAACAAAGAGGCUUUGCAAGUGCUGAUCCUCUUGCUAGAAAGGGCAAAGGAAUUAAGAAUAGUUCGUCAAAAAAGCCUCUUCCGGACAUUGAUAAUGAUGAAAUUGUUCAACAAUUGGGACCUAUUCCUCCAGAUGGCAGCAAAAUAUUUUCAGGAUUUACUUUUAUUUUAACAAAAACUGACAUGAAGCCCAAAGACAGAAGAGAGCCUGUCACUGACUCUGAAGUGACUGCUACUGAUGGUGAAGAUCAACAAGGAAGUGAUGUUAGUUUGCAGUAUCCAUCAGACUCUGAAUGUUACAAGUUUACUCGAUGUCCAAUGGUGAAGGAUCGAUUAGCACGUCAGAUAACGCAAGGGGGUGGAAAAGUUUUAAAACUUUGGACAGAUAUUUUGACGAAGGACAUAAACAGUACCUUUGUUGUGUCAGACCGUCCUUGCCUGACACCUAUUUACUUGCAUUGCCUUGCAAGAGGUGUCAAAAGUAUUAAUCAUGAUUACAUUAUUGAUUGCUGUAAGCAGAACACAAAAUUUUCCUCCAACUUUAAAAAUAACUUUUUACCUGUUGGUUAUUCCCAUAGUAAGCAAGACUUUGUUUUAUGGCGGGACCAUAAAUCCAAAUCACCUUUGAGUAGGGAGAACAUCCUCGUGGUAGGGGAAGAAGACAAAACCUUUAAGGCGUUCUGGGAAGAACUUCUUAGGCUCACAGGAGCUAAAAUUUCUUCUUCCAAAACUUGUAGAGGAAUGACCACAGUUACUAAAAUUAUUUCCGACAACCCUUGUUCAGAAACAAUCUUAGCUCGUGCAGAGGAGCUCAAUAUACCAGUUUUGUCACCUGUGUGGAUAACGCAGAGCCUAAUUGAAAACCAAAGCCUUUCGGUUGCAAAAUUACCUUCUUUUUCACAUGAUUAUGUUGAAUCAGAAUGAUGCACUUAAAUAGAUCUCUACUCUUUCUUGGUCAUGAUUUUUUUUUCCGUUUUUUUGUUUUUUUUUUGAAGAAGGAAAUGGAAUGGAAUCAAUCUUACUAUUUUUUCAUCAGUGAUAGGUUUUAGGGGUCGCAUUGACAGUAUUUUGGUCAGAUUUUAGUGUCCAUUACAAUGCCACUGCCUUUUUCGUUUUUUUUUAAUGUACUGAUUCUGUUUUUUAAUUUAAAGACCACUUUUACUUUUAAUAUGAUGGUAGUUAGUUUACAAUUAGCUUCUAUCCAUUCUCUAUUUUACCAGAUGGAUUCGCCCUGUUCACAUCUGUAGUUACCACAGCAACCGCGGUUGCAUAGCUUCUCUGACCAAGCAAGCAUGCAACCCGGCUGGAUGCGUGCGUUGAGUCUACUUAUGGAAGUGGACGGGACGAAUUAGCCACCUGUUUGAGAAGUAGACACAACUUGUGGCUUCUCAAAGUGAUAUGUUGACAUACUUUAGUCUUCUCUUUUUAAUUGAGGAACUGUAUUUUUUAACUUACAAUCCAUAUUUUUAUUAGUAGGGAGUGUAUUUAGGCGCUUCUUUUGUAUUGGCACAGUUCAGUGCAUAUGGCUUGAGCCAUACAUUUAAAAGUAUGCUUAAUUAUAAGUACAUGUUUUGUGGUCAGACUAUAUGAACUGAACUGUGCUCUUUCAUGUUAAACAUAAGUGUUAUACAUUAAAUUUAUGUAGCAUGCUUGCAACCAAUGUAUGAAAUUGUUAAAACUCUAAAAUAAACAUGUUUUAUUUGACAUGA
This is a messenger RNA of Frankliniella occidentalis (western flower thrips), 5171 nucleotides long. RefSeq lists its product as uncharacterized. The transcript is spliced from 21 exons. Gene Ontology annotation, cellular component: nucleus. Gene Ontology annotation, molecular function: histone binding. NCBI's taxonomy places the organism in Eukaryota, Metazoa, Arthropoda, Insecta, Thysanoptera, Thripidae. Bases 121 to 4386 code for a protein of 1421 amino acids. Gene Ontology annotation, biological process: positive regulation of transcription by RNA polymerase II; DNA damage checkpoint signaling. The record is from RefSeq and is a predicted model, not a curated record.